AUGAAUAACGACGACGAUGACAUAUUCAAAAUUGAUCCAGAGACCGCAUGGCUUGAAACAGUGACAAUUGGCGGCUUUCGUGUAUGGCAUAUAAUUGCCUUUUGUUUAGGGAUCGUAUUAAGCAUAAUAAUAAUGGUUUGUUGUUGUAUACGUUUUCGUAUACCACGUACUAAGCAAGAAAUCGAGGCCGAUUACCAACGUAAACAAAUUACGAAAAAAUUCCACGAAAAAUUGCAACAAAUUAAAAACUCAGAUAUGGAUAAUAUGGAUUUGCAAAAAGCCAUUGAAUACAUGCAGUCUAACUACCUCAUGAAAGAUUACAGUGCGGAAAAUUUACAAAAAGGUUUAAGUAAAAAAGGCGUGUAUUAG
Glossina fuscipes is the source of this 369-nucleotide messenger RNA. Its product is annotated as transmembrane inner ear expressed protein. The transcript is spliced from 3 exons. Lineage: Eukaryota; Metazoa; Arthropoda; Insecta; Diptera; Glossinidae. The record is from RefSeq and is a predicted model, not a curated record. Bases 1 to 369 code for a protein of 122 amino acids.